Solanum pennellii is the source of this 4417-nucleotide messenger RNA. RefSeq names its product phospholipid-transporting ATPase 1. Gene Ontology annotation, cellular component: plasma membrane. Lineage: Eukaryota; Viridiplantae; Streptophyta; Magnoliopsida; Solanales; Solanaceae. The record is from RefSeq and is a predicted model, not a curated record. Bases 623 to 4141 code for a protein of 1172 amino acids. Gene Ontology annotation, molecular function: ATPase-coupled intramembrane lipid carrier activity; ATP binding; ATP hydrolysis activity. Gene Ontology annotation, biological process: phospholipid translocation. The transcript is spliced from 7 exons.
ACAACUUCAAAGUUAAAACUAUUUUGUAACCAUUUUCUUGUUUUUUUUGCCAUUUUGGAGCCUACCAUUAACGACUCUCUUCCCAUUUCUCUGUUUAAUAAUAAUCGUUUUCCCAUCUUCUUGCAAAUUUCACCCCACCCCCCUCAUCCCACACCCCAUAAUUUCCAACAAGAACAGCUUCUAUGAUGUCUUUGACCUUUGAAUUUCAUCUUCACUUAUAUCCAAAUUUUAUAAAUUAUUAUACUCAUUCCAGCUUGCACCAAAGAAUCUCAAUUUCAUUUAUUCUUUAUUACAUCUAUGCAAGUAAGUUGUGAUUUACAUCUAUAGCUGAUGACCCUUUUUGUGUUUUAUGAGAUAUAACAUUUUUUGUGUGAUUCUUGAUAGUUGACUUUUUUGGGUUGUAAUAUAUUGUGAGAUUUUAAAGAUUGAAUUUUUAGAUUUUUUUUUUGUUUGGGGUUUUGGUUGACUAUAUGGGGUUUUGAUGAAUCUGAUAAAGUUUAGUUUUUUGAACUUUUUGAUGGGGUUAGUGAUCAUGUGAUUAUGGUUUAGAGAUUCCUGUUGUUGUUGCUGAUCUGUUUAAACCAUCUGUUCCUUUUAGCCUUAAAUUGUCUUGUGAACUAAUAUGGAGAAUAAUUCUCCAGUUACUGAUUCUAUUAUGAUGAAAUCAUCCUCUAUAAGAAGUAUGUCAUCUAAUAGGUCAAGGGCAUCUGGUGGGGGGUCUGUGAGGGAGGUGAAUUUAGGUGAGUUUGGAUCGAAACCUGUGAGACAUGGGUCGCGGGGUGCUGACUCUGAGGGGUAUGGAACAUCUCAAAAAGAGAUUAGUGAUGAGGAUUCUAGAAUUGUUUAUUUAAGUGAUCCUGAAAGGACAAAUGAGAAGUUUGAAUUUUCGGGGAAUUCAAUUAGGACUGCAAAAUAUUCUAUUGUGACCUUCUUGCCUCGAAACCUGUUCGAGCAGUUCCAUAGAGUUGCAUACAUAUACUUUUUGGUUAUUGCUAUUCUUAAUCAGCUUCCUAUGUUGGCUGUCUUUGGUCGGGGAGCUUCAAUUCUUCCAUUGGCUUUUGUGCUAUUAGUUACAGCAGUUAAGGAUGCCUAUGAGGAUUAUAGGCGCCACCGUUCUGAUAGGAUUGAGAAUAACCGGUUGGCAUUGGUGUUGUUGGAUGGUCAGUUUCAAGAGAAAAAAUGGAAGGAGAUAAAGGUGGGUGAAAUCAUCAAAAUUUCAUCAAGUGGUACCAUUCCUUGUGAUAUGGUAUUGCUCUCGACAAGUGAUCCCACUGGGGUUGCCUAUAUCCAGACUAUUAAUUUAGAUGGGGAAUCAAAUCUAAAGACACGGUAUGCAAAGCAGGAGACGCAAAUGAAGAUGCCAGAAAAGGACAGUAUUAGUGGGAUGAUCAAAUGUGAGAAACCAAAUAGGAACAUUUAUGGUUUUCAUGCUAAUAUGGAAAUAGAUGGAAAGCGUGUUUCUCUUGGACCUUCAAAUAUAAUCCUCCGUGGCUGUGAGCUCAAGAACACUAGUUGGGCUAUUGGAGUUGCAGUUUAUGCUGGAAGAGAAACUAAAGCUAUGCUCAACAACUCUGGAGCUCCAUCAAAGAGAAGCCGUCUUGAAACCCGAAUGAAUAGGGAGAUCAUUAUCCUCUCUUUCUUCCUUAUUGCAUUAUGUACUCUUGUUUCCGUUUGUGCCGGUGUUUGGUUGAGGCACCACAAGGAUGAGUUAAAUACCAUUCCCUUCUAUAGGAAAUUGGACUUCUCAGAAGACGAAGUUGAAGACUACAAUUAUUAUGGCUGGGGACUGGAAAUAGUAUUUACUUUUCUGAUGUCAGUCAUCGUCUACCAGAUUAUGAUCCCUAUAUCACUCUACAUAUCCAUGGAGCUUGUUCGUGUUGGUCAGGCCUACUUUAUGAUCCAAGAUAAUCGAAUGUAUGAUGAAACUUCAAAUGCAAGAUUCCAGUGUAGGGCUCUUAACAUAAAUGAGGAUUUGGGCCAAAUAAAAUACGUUUUCUCUGACAAAACUGGUACCUUAACUGAGAACAAGAUGGAGUUCCAAUGUGCAAGCAUUUGGGGUGUAGAUUAUGGUAGUGGAAAAUCAGAUUCUCAAGAAGAAGUAGCUGGAUUCUCUGCUCAAGAUGGUCAAGCUUUAAGGCCAAAAAUGAAGGUGAAGGUUGAUCCAGUGCUUUUGAAUAUAUCAAAAAGUGGGAAGCAUUCAGAUGAAGGGAAACAUGUUCAUGAUUUUUUCCUUGCCUUAGCUGCUUGCAACACAAUUGUCCCUCUUGCUGUGGAGACAUCUGAUCCGGCUGUGAAGUUGAUUGAUUACCAAGGGGAGUCUCCGGAUGAGCAGGCCUUGGUUUAUGCUGCAGCAGCUUAUGGGUUUAUGCUCAUUGAGAGAACAUCAGGCCAUAUAGUAAUAGAUGUUCAAGGAGAAAGAAAAAGAUUCAAUGUACUAGGCUUACAUGAAUUUGACAGUGAUCGGAAGAGGAUGUCAGUAAUAUUAGGCUGCCCUGACAACACAGUAAAAGUCUUUGUUAAAGGUGCUGAUACAACCAUGUUUGGUAUCAUAGAUAAAUCGUUGAGCUUGAAUGUAGUGCGAGCAACAGAACUGCAUCUACACUCUUAUUCCUCAAUGGGUCUCAGAACUCUUGUAGUGGGGAUGAGAGAAAUGAGUGCUUCUGAAUAUGAGGAAUGGCAGUCAUCCUAUGAGGCAGCAAACACUUCUGUUAUUGGUAGGGCAGCUCUACUUCGGAAAGUAGCUGGCAAUGUAGAAAAGAACCUCACCAUAUUAGGUGCCUCUGGUAUUGAAGAUAAAUUGCAGGAAGGUGUACCAGAAGCUAUUGAGUCCUUAAGAGUGGCAGGCAUUAAAGUUUGGGUUUUGACUGGGGACAAGCAAGAGACUGCAAUUUCAAUUGGCUAUUCCUCGAAACUAUUAACGAACAGUAUGACUCAGAUUGUUAUAAAUAACAAAUCUAAGGAGUCAUGUAAAAGGUCUUUGGAAGCUGCACUGACUAGGUGUAAGAGUCUAACACCACAAAAUGCUGAGGAAAAUAUUGAAGCUGGAGCAAGUGCAAUUGCUUUAAUCAUUGAUGGAACAAGCCUUGUUUAUGUCCUUGAUGGCGAACUUGAAGAACUGCUAUUCCAGUUGGCCAGUUAUUGCUCUGUUGUACUCUGUUGUCGGGUGGCCCCAUUACAAAAGGCUGGAAUUGUUGCUCUCAUAAAGAACCGCACUGAUGACAUGACACUCGCAAUUGGGGACGGUGCAAAUGAUGUGUCAAUGAUCCAAAUGGCUGAUGUGGGCAUUGGCAUCAGUGGCCAAGAGGGACGUCAAGCUGUGAUGGCAUCAGAUUUUGCAAUGGGACAAUUCAGAUUCUUAGUCCCUCUUCUGUUGGUUCAUGGCCAUUGGAACUAUCAACGAAUGGGUUACAUGAUAUUAUACAACUUCUACAGAAAUGCUAUCCUUGUUUUUGUCUUAUUCUGGUAUGCUCUCUUUACAGCUUUCACUUUGACCACUGCUCUAACUGACUGGAGCAGCAUGCUAUACUCCAUAAUCUAUACUGCGGUGCCUACAAUAGUUGUUGGGAUUCUCGAUAAGGAUCUAAGUAGAGUGACUCUUAUGAAGUAUCCACAACUCUACGGUGCCGGACAAAGGCAAGAGAGCUAUAACAAGAAAUUAUUUUGGGUAACCAUGAUUGACACCUUAUGGCAAAGUAUAGUGGCCUUCUUUAUACCUGUUCUAGCAUACUGGGAAAGUGAGAUUGAUAUCUCAAGCAUUGGAGAUCUAUGGACACUUGCUGUUGUUAUUUUGGUCAAUGUACAUCUAGCAAUGGAUGUGAUUCGUUGGUCUUGGAUUACUCAUGCUGCUAUUUGGGGAUCUAUAGUAGCCACUUUUAUUUGUGUCAUUGUCAUUGACUCGCUGACGUUUCUACCUGGAUACUGGGCCAUUUUCCAUGCAGCCGGGGAAGCUAAAUUCUGGUUUUGCUCGCUUUCCAUAACAAUUGCUGCCCUUGCACCUCGUUUUGUCGUCAAAGCUUUCAUUCAGCAUGCUAGACCUCGUGAUAUUCAGAUUGCAAGAGAAGGAGAGAAGUUCAGAAAUUUAAGAGACUCUCAGACUGAAGAAAUAGAAAUGAAUCCAAUUGUUGACCCUCCUCGACGAUGAUUGAGCUUUUUGCUGAGUUCUCUUCUCCAUCACUUCUGCUUGUAAAAAGGUUUUUCUUUAUACUUCUUUUGGUUACUUUGGAGAUUUCCUCCUUGUUACCGGAUUUUGUUUGUUUUGGUAUCCGAAGGAUAGGAGUAGUUAGUAUUCAGGUCCAUUCUUUGCUAUUCAUGCACAUUAAUUGUACAUUAAAAAACUGUACAAUACUGGUUAUAUACCUUCAUGUAACACCAAUUUUCAUCAAUAGAAUGAGCAUACACACUCAAGUUUUUUAUUGAA